This is a messenger RNA of Hippocampus comes (tiger tail seahorse), 1031 nucleotides long. RefSeq names its product THAP domain containing, apoptosis associated protein 1 (gene thap1). The transcript has 3 exons. Gene Ontology annotation, molecular function: RNA polymerase II cis-regulatory region sequence-specific DNA binding; DNA-binding transcription factor activity. NCBI's taxonomy places the organism in Eukaryota, Metazoa, Chordata, Actinopteri, Syngnathiformes, Syngnathidae. Bases 253 to 924 code for a protein of 223 amino acids. The record is from RefSeq and is a predicted model, not a curated record. Gene Ontology annotation, biological process: regulation of transcription by RNA polymerase II. Gene Ontology annotation, cellular component: nucleus.
UGGGCAGGAAUGAAGAUGUAUGCUACUCAGUUUAAAGGCAAUUCAUUGGAUAUCAGAGAAUCACGUAUUAGCCAAUCGACUCCCGAAACCUUUUCACGUGACUCAAACGUAAUCACGCCCUGGCCGCCAUCAUUGUUAGUGGCACUGAAGCUCGUGUGGUGGGGGAAAAAAAAAAAGCUGGCACUGUAGCGCGUGUUUGUGAAUCGUGGACACGCAGUCCGAGUGUCACUGAGAGUUGCCGAGACAGCAGCUAUGGUUCAGACUUGCUCGGCUUACGGCUGUAAAAACCGUUAUCACAAAGAUAAAGACAUCUCCUUCCACAAGUUUCCCCUUGCACGUCCGGACAUCUGUGGUAAAUGGGUGGCAGCAAUGAGGAGGAACAAUUUCAAGCCAACCAAGUACAGCAAUAUCUGUUCACAGCACUUCACUAAAGAGUGCUUCAAGAGAGAGUGCAACAACCGGGUCCUGAAGGAGAACGCCGUGCCUUCGCUUUUUGACUUCAACGCUGACAUCAAGGUAAAGCAGUCAGAAUGUCUGGAAGAUCCCUUCCCCUCCGAGAUCCACUUUCCCCUCUCCUUUCCCCUGACCUCUGACCCCGUCAUGGAGGAGGUGGAGUCCGAGCCUGUAAGGAGUCCACCUGAUAUCCCCGGUGACACAGUGAUGGUCUCCUGCGACCAUAAUUACACAGCGGAAGACUCCGCGCGGCAGAAGAAGCGCAUCCAGCAGUUGGAGGAGCAGCUGGAGCUACUGAGGAAGAAGCUGAAAACGACACAGCAGAAGUGUCGCCGUCAGGAGAGACAGCUCAAAAGUCUGAGGGUCUCUUGCAAGACCGGCAGGACAGCGCGCGACGCACCGACUGCGUUCAGCGAGGGCUACGUCAUUUUACCAAAACACAUCUACCACACGCUCAAAGGCAUCGAGUAACAGGACGAAGGCCACAAGUUGACUAAACUGUACUGUUGAUCUUGAACGGUUGGUGGAGCUGUUGAAUAAAGCAGCGAGGCGCCGUGCUGUCGGCGGAACCAACGUGG